AUGGAGGACUUGCCAAGUGCAUUUGAUGUGACUCAAACUGCAAAGCGAAGACGUGAGAAUAUGGAUGAUAAAGCAAAAGAUCUGAAAGAUAGUGGUGAUUCGGCCAAUAAUUCACUCAUCUCAGAGAUUGGCCGUGAUCUCUCAAUGGAGUGUUUAGCGCGCUGUGCCAGGGUAGAUUAUGGUAAAAUUUUGAUGGUGAAUCGUAGUUUCAAGUCAGUUAUCUUAAGUGGAGACGAGCUUUAUAAGCUAAGGAGGAAGUUAGGCAUCAUUGAGUAUUGGGUUUACUUUUCAUGUAAUCGUGCGGAAUGGGAGGCCUUUGAUACAGUUGGGCGUCAAUAUAGGGGUUUACCACCCAUUCCAGCUAGUGAAUGCUUCAAGUGCUGUGACAUGGAGUCACUAGCUGUGGGUACUGAACUUCUCGUCUUCGGAAGGGAGGUACAAUCACUUACUGUUUACAAGUAUAGUGUAGUAACAGACUCGUGGGUGGAUGGAGUGACUCCAAACACCCCAAGAUGCCUAUUUGCCUCUGGCAGCCUCGGCGAGAUUGCUAUCGUGGCUGGUGGUUGCGAUUCAGAAGGAAAGAUACUAGGCUCUGCAGAAAUGUAUGAUUCGAAUAAAGGAAUGUGGCGAGCUCUCCCGAGCUUAAAUACACCAAGGAAAUCGUGUUCAGGUGUGGUUAUGGACGAGAGAUUUUAUGCAAUUGGGGGGAUCGGUCUUGGGGAAAAAAGUGUAGACAGUGAAGCUGGCAACCCGAAAGUGCUUACUUCCGGUGAGGUGUUUGAUAUGAAGACAAACCUUUGGGUGGAAAUUCCAAAUAUGCUUCCUGGACACAUUGUAGAGGGAGUUGAUGAGUAUUCUCAUGCAGCCAUGAAGUCGCCUCCUUUACUUGCUGUUGUGAAGAAUGAGCUAUAUGCGGCAUAUCACGAGGAAAUGCUACUGAAGAAAUACAACAAGAGCAUGAAUGUUUGGACAACAAUCGGUAGGUUACCGGAAAAUGCCUCCUCGACUAAUGGUUGGGGAUUAGCGUUUAGAGGUUGUGGUGAUCUACUCAUAGUUAUUGGUGGCCCUCAGGCUAUGAAUUAUGGGUUCCUCGAGAUCAAUGCAUGGGAGCCAAAGGAAGGUCCUCCAGAGUGGACUUUGCUCAGUAGGAAGGAUUCAAAGAGUUUUGUCUAUAAUUGUGCUAUAAUGGGUUGUUGA
Messenger RNA from Oldenlandia corymbosa var. corymbosa, 1197 nucleotides. NCBI's taxonomy places the organism in Eukaryota, Viridiplantae, Streptophyta, Magnoliopsida, Gentianales, Rubiaceae. The record is from the annotation of a GenBank genome assembly.